This is a messenger RNA of Xenopus laevis (African clawed frog), 4352 nucleotides long. RefSeq lists its product as uncharacterized. The transcript has 15 exons. Lineage: Eukaryota; Metazoa; Chordata; Amphibia; Anura; Pipidae. The record is from RefSeq and is a predicted model, not a curated record. Gene Ontology annotation, molecular function: transcription coactivator activity. Gene Ontology annotation, biological process: positive regulation of transcription by RNA polymerase II; smooth muscle cell differentiation. Gene Ontology annotation, cellular component: nucleus. Bases 549 to 3599 code for a protein of 1016 amino acids.
AAGUUUUUUUGACCUAUGCCCAGCUGUCUACAUUUGGCAUAGCAAAAUCAUAGAGCCCUGACCCUUUUGGUUGGUGGAUCAUACAGGUCAUGGACUUGUAGUUCAGUAUCCCUAUGCCAAUCUUUGAUUUUCUUUCCCUUGUACACCGACCAUUUGAUUUGGACCCCUUGCUAUGAAAUAUAUUGAAGCCAUUCAGUGAAUGCAGUUAGGACUUUAUGUUGACAUCCUGUUUUUGGCUGCAGUCAUUGUUAGUGUGCAAGUACUUUAAUAAAAACAAAGCAUUUGCCUGGCUGGGGUUCUAUUCCAAGCAGGAAGUCGUGUUGAAUAUAUUGUAUCUCCAACGGGUUUAGAUAGCAUUGUUCCUGGCUGUGACACUGACCAGAGCUGACAGCCCUGACACGGAACAAUAUGUUCUUACUUUGAAGCAUGUAUCAUAUUUCCGAACCCCUGCAACCACAAUCUGACGCGCAUUGUCACCCGCAUAUUGAGUUCUCCAACUGCGUCUUCAGCAAAGGCGGACAAGAGAACAACUUGUAGAUCAAGGCAUCAUGCCACCAUUAAAAAGUCCGGCUGCAUUUCAUGAGCAGAUUAAAAGCUUGGAACGUGCCAGGACUGAAAACUUCUUAAAACACAAGAUUCGCAGUCGGCCUGACCGCUCGGAGCUCGUGAGGAUGCACAUUUUAGAAGAUGUACAUACUGCAUGUAUGUUCAGAGCCCAACCUGUCUUUUCUGUAGAAACCCUGGCAGAGCCCUCAUUGCAGGCCACUCAGUUGAAGCUGAAAAGGGCCCGACUAGCUGAUGAUCUCAAUGAGAAAAUCGCUCAGAGACCGGGGCCGCUGGAGCUGGUGGAAAAGAACAUCUUGCCGGUAGACCUGAAUGUUAAAGAGGCAAUUACAGUCGGCCAAACAAACUUCCCUGAAAACCUGGACACACUCUCAUUUGAUGAGGAUAGCAGUGAUGCCUUGUCACCUGAGCAGCCGGCCAGUCAAGAGUCUCAGGGGUCAGCACCUUCUCCUGGAGAGAUAAAAACAAGUGACUCCUCUUCUCCUGUCUCCAACACUACUAUCCAGUGCCAAAUUGUAAGUUCACCUCUUCCGGAUUUCUUUAAACCUGUGCCUACUGCUGACCUUACUACCCGAUCCCCUCUAUCCUGUACUGUCUCCAAGCCUGGGCCAACUCUCAUUAAGCAAACCCAGCCCAAGCAUACUGAGAAGCCCCGUAGUAAGAAGUCAAAGGAUCCUAAACCACGGGUAAAGAAGCUGAAAUACCACCAGUAUAUACCACCCGACCAGAAGGGUGAGAAGAUUGAAGCAGAGAUGGACUCCAACUAUUCCCGUCUCCUGCAGCAACAACAGCUGUUCCUUCAACUGCAAAUACUGAGCCAACAGCAACAACACUACAACUUCCAGAAAAUCCUACCCGCACCACUAAAGUCACAGAAAAAACAAAACACCAUAAACACAACCAUCUGCAAUGGGAAUGCUGGCGCACCACCUGCCCAGUGCAGUGUCAACAGACAGAAUAGCGUUCCUUGUAAAAAAACAGGACCCCUGCCUUCCAGCCUGGACGAUAUGAAGGUUGCUGAACUGAAAAUGGAGUUAAAGUUAAGGGGCCUGCCUGUGUCUGGCACAAAAAUGGAUCUUAUUGAACGAUUAAAGCCAUUCCAGGACUUCAGCAGCAAUGGCGUUUCCCCAAGCAGUGCCAACACAGUGAAUAUCACUAACCCUGCCUGCAAUACAACAGAUGAUGCUACAACAGCCUUUUCCACUUCUGCAUUAAUAAACUCCAGCAGUCCAACACCUAGUGUUUCUAUUGGCAACAACCAAACCAUGUUAGAUGGCAUUAAUUCACCAUUGCCCAUGUCCCCUACACCUUCAGAACAGUCCAAUUUCAGCUCAGAAGAUACUAACAUAACAGACACUUUUGCGGAAAUUCUGACAAUGAUGUCACCAUCCCAGUUUAUGAAUACUUCACCUUUAAAAGUAAAUGAGGACAGCAUGGGAGCAACCCCUGGAAACACACCAAAUGUGGAAUUGGAUGCUGUAGAGAAAGACCGAAAGCUUCAGGAAAAAGAGAAGCAAAUCGAGGAGCUCAAGCGUAAGCUGGAGCAAGAGCAGAAGUUGGUGGAAGUACUGAAGAAGCAGUUGGAAUUGGAGAAACGUGGCCAACAACAGCAGCCAUGUUCUAAUGUCCUGCUAAAAAUGGAACCAAAGCAUUUCAACCUUCAGAUAAAAGAAGAGACUGAAGCACCUGAUUGUCAAAACUCUAAGCAACCUGUUGGGUCAGGUGGACAAAUCCUAGGGCAAGCUACUGCUGCUACCAUUUCCCAGAAUAUUAUUGCCAACAAUGCGGUUGUUAUUAAGCACGAAGUACCUUUAGCCAAACCCGAGCAUCAGAAUGUUAUCCAACAAUUUUAUGUAACUUCCCAGAGGCCUCCUCAGACUGCAGUGGUGGCACAGCCCCAGGCAUUGCUAGCCACACAAACGGCACAGCUUCUGCUUCCACUCUCCAUCAAAGCUGCCAAUGGAGUGCAGUUGUCCAUGGUUCAGGCACAGCCACAUACUGUAAAUCCAGCUCCAGCUCAGCUCUCCACUGCAGCAGCCACCACUACAACUCUGCUCUCUGCACCACCCAAACAGUCGGCACCUCCGACACAAGACAAAUUCACACCGCACUUGCUGAAUCAGAACCAGCAAAUCAGAAAGCUUUGUCCGUCUGCAACAUCAGGCAACGUGUUUUCCUACCCGCAGAAUCCAGUUACUGCAGUUCCACAAUCCUUCAGCGCUAGUAUAUCAACUAGUGCCCAGCCACAAAGAAGCACCCAGCUUACUGCUGUGCAGAAUGGUCCCACAUCUCUUCAUGAGAAGUCGUCUACACCUCCCCAACUCCAACAGUUCAUUGUACAGCAGCAUCCAUUGUUCAGCAGUCCUACCACUAAAUCCAAGGACCCUCCCCGCUAUGAAGAAGCCAUAAAGCAAGCUCGAAACAAUCCAGCAUCGCAGCCAGAGGUAUCUAAUGCGCACAGCCAGCAGAUGGAUGACCUGUUUGACAUUCUCAUUAAAAGCGGAGAGAUGUCCCCUCUAAUUAAAGAGCCAUCGCCCAUAUCAAAGAUGAGACCCGUUACUGCCAAUGUGACCACUAUGCCAGUGAACACUGUAGUAUCAAGGCCGCCUCCACAAAUCCACAUGGCACCACCUCUGUCUCUAGAAUCAACAAACAGCUUGUCGGUUAGCUUAGAGAGCCAGUUAGAAGCCUUCUUGGAUGGAACUUUACCUUCAGGAAAUAACAUUCCACACCUCGAAAGCAACAGUGAUGACAGAGAAACGUUUUCCCUCAUAGACGACCUCAACAAUGAUCUUCUCGAAAACACUGCCAUGCUGGAGCAUGAAUCUACUCCCAUGGAGACCACUGAUACACCAUUCACAGCAAAUAGCUGCUUAUCUCUUGAUCUCGCUGAUGCAAAUCUGGACAACAUGGAGUGGCUAGACCUAACCAUGCCCAAUUCUUCAUCUUCACUAACACCCCUAAGCUCUACUCUCCCAAGUAUGUUUUCCACUGACUUCCUGGAUUCCAAUGACUUACACUUGCAUUGGGAAUAGGACUUCUCAUGUGGGUGGCAUCUAACAUUUCAUUUUGGCUAAUAGGCUUGGGUGCAUAGCUGGAACUCAGCUGCCUGCACCAAACGCAAGAGCCGCUGAAGUGUUUUCUCAGAUCUCCUGUCCAUACCAAACCACUACAGGUCGGCGUUGAUGGUAGGUCAUAUUUGUUGGAAACUGAAUGAAACACAAAAAUGAUAAAGGAAUGGUGUACUUUAAUGUACAAAUAUAUUGCAUAAAAAUGCAUUUAAUUUGUAAAAAGGAAAAAAAAUAAGUUUUACAAAUUAUGAAUGUUUCUGUUGACAAAACUGCACUUGACUGUUACUGUGAGCGGGUUGAGCCUAUGCGCAUUCUGAGACAGAGACCACUGGCUGGUUCAGUGCAACUUUACUUGGGAUCGAACCCUGACUAGCAUAAAUAUAUGUGUUUUAAUCUGUACGGCCAUUUCUAGAUCCCUUGUAACACAGGAUGAUGCUUGGCUUUGUUCAACCAACAGCUGUAAGAUCCAAUGGAAGACUGGGCUGCUUCUAUCAAAGAGCCGUAACAUUAUUGAAUACAACAGGCUUCGCUCUCUCUGUAACAUGUUUAUAAUGUAAAGUGGGGGGCGGGGGGUUAUCCGUUGCACAAAUAUAUUUUUAUUUUAUUCCUCUAGGAAAAUUGGAAGCUGAAUUGUACAGGGGUUUACGAAUGUCCUUGUCUCUCUUUGUUUUUAUGUGUAUUACAGAGGAAACGCACCAAUCUUAUUAAUCGUUUCUU